AUGUCUCACUGCACCUGCCGGCACUUCCUCAGUCCUCUGGCCCCGCACCCGCGUCUCGCCGCGAGUCCAUCUCUGCUCUGCGGCCUCUGGUUAGACACAUUCUCCUGUCCCGCUGGACGGAGCAUACUCGCCACCCGCACCGUCCCCGCGGCCCCGCCGGGGCGUCCGGAGCAGGCGGACCGACAGCCUAGUUCGACAGGUGGUGGGGGGCUACCCCCGUACCACCCCGAUAAUCGCUGCCCGCGGCGCUAUUCAAGUUGUCGUGGGCGUGCGCGCUCAGCUCUGGAGAGGGUAGUCCAGCCGCGCCCGCACAGAGGGGGCGUCGUCACCCCCCCCCCGCCACCGGCGAGCCAGACAGACAGACAGACACACGCAUACACGCUCCCCCCACCGCGCGCCUUCCUUCAGCGCGCGGGACUGGGGCGCGCGCACUCGGGGACAGUCCGGCCCCCACCCGGCCCCGCGGUAAUGGGGGGGAACCCGCGAGGCGGCCCAGGCUCGGGGGCUCGGCCCCUGGGGGCCCGCGAGGGGAAAGCCGGUCCCCGGCCCCCGGCUCCUACCUCGCAGGAGCGGUGGCGGGCCAGCCCUGGAGAAAGCUUAACUCAGGCUGUGUUUCCUGACCCUUUUCAAGACAAAGAUAAUGAUGAUGGUGAGUUUGGUGAGAUGAUGAGCACACAACAGGCCAGAGGAGCAAACCCCAGGGCGUCAGGCGUCACCCCAGUGUCAGCGCAGCAGCCACUGCCCCCAGAUGGACAGCUGGGGUUCCCGCAGCAGAGGCUGGUGAAGGGCUCGGAGCCGACGCUGAGCUCAUUCCUGUGUGCGCGUACCAUGUCGCCACCGUCGGCCUGCAGACACCUCGGGAGCGUGGCUCUGACACAGUGA
Molecule: messenger RNA, 882 nt
Organism: Rangifer tarandus platyrhynchus (Svalbard reindeer)
Lineage: Eukaryota; Metazoa; Chordata; Mammalia; Artiodactyla; Cervidae
Source: the annotation of a GenBank genome assembly